Molecule: messenger RNA, 1146 nt
Organism: Nicotiana tabacum (common tobacco)
Lineage: Eukaryota; Viridiplantae; Streptophyta; Magnoliopsida; Solanales; Solanaceae
Source: RefSeq, a predicted model, not a curated record
GUAUAGUUCCUUUUGCAAUUGGUUCAGAAACUGUUGGGUCGAUUACCUACCCAGCUGCUAGGUGUGGUGUUACUGCAUUGCGGCCCACUUUUGGAGCUGUUGGUCGUACUGGAGUUAUGAGCAUAUCUGAAAGCUUGGACAAACUAGGACCAUUUUGUAGAAGUGCAGCAGAUUGCGCUGUUGUUCUCGAUGCCAUCCUGGGAAAGGACCCAGAUGAUCUUUCAUCCAGAGACAUCGCGUUAGUUGAUCCAUUUUCAGUUGACAUCACAAAACUCACUGUCGGUUAUCUUGAGGACGCUGACAAGGAAGUUGUUAAUGUACUUCAAUCAAAGGGAGCGAAGAUGGUUCCUUUUGAUCUGAAAUAUACUGUUGACAUUGCUCAAGGUAUUGUCAACUUCACUAUGGAUGUUGACAUGCUAGCCCACUUUGAUGAGUGGCAACGCUCUAACAAGGAUAAUGAAUUUGAAGCUGAAAACCAAUGGCCUCUUGAACUUCGACGUGCCCGUGUAAUAACUGCUGUAGACUAUAUUCAGGCACAGAGAGCUAGAAGCAAAUUGAUUCAGGAAGUCAGAGAAAGCUUCAAAGUUGACGCGUUUAUUGGAGAUGCAACUGAUUGGGAGAAAGUUUGUGUGGGCAAUCUAGUGGGUAUGCCAGUAGUGGUGGUUCCAAUAGGAUUUAAGAAGAUACCGAAUGCUCCAACAGAUGAUACUCGCAGGAGGACAACAAUCACUACAGGCAUUUAUGCUCCUCCCGACCAUGAUCAUGUUGCUUUAGCACUGGCAAUGGCUUAUCAGUCAGUCACCAAUCAUCAUAAGCAGCGUCCUCCAAUUGAUGAUAUUGGGCCAAACGAUUCGAUUCCAAACCCACCCACAUCCAUGAUACCCGCAAGACAACUACGUGGUCAUUAAUCUCCGUGGGGCUUCUGCCGUCACUUUGCGUCGUUUAACGUAUUAUUGAAGAUGUAUACCACUGGUUGUAAUUGUUACAAAGUAUUGGAUUGUCUUUUCUUAGUUCCAGUGGGAGAAAAUACUUUUCUUCUACUUGUUUCGCUAGAUGAGAUAUUCGGGGGCGGGGGCCUUCUUUCUGGUAUAUUGGUUCCAUUCUGUUUAACCUUUCAAUAGUUGAUGGUUUGGACUUUGAUAUCUC